This is a messenger RNA of Chenopodium quinoa (quinoa), 591 nucleotides long. RefSeq lists its product as uncharacterized. The coding region runs from base 1 to 591 and encodes 196 amino acids. Lineage: Eukaryota; Viridiplantae; Streptophyta; Magnoliopsida; Caryophyllales; Amaranthaceae. The record is from RefSeq and is a predicted model, not a curated record. The transcript has 2 exons.
AUGGCGAUUGACCAGUGCAGAUGUAAGGGGUUGAGGUUAAAUCAUCUAAUUUUUUCCGAUGAUGUUAUGAUCUUUGCUCAUGGGGAUAAGAGGUCUAUUUUGUACUUGGUAAGGGUCGUUAAGUCGUUUAAGCUGGUUCCUAGGUUGGUUGCAAAUGCUAAUAAAACUGCAAUUUUCUUCGGUAAUGUCCCUGAUUAUGAGAAGCAGGCAAUUAUGGAACUUUCUGGCUUUGUUGAAGGUAUGACUCCUUUCAAGUACCUUGGAAAUUCUUUAAAUGCUCGGUAUUUGAAAGUUAGUGAUUUUGAUGCACUUAUUGAUAAAAUGAUAGCUAAAAUUACUUGUUGGUCAAGUAGAAACCUGUCUUAUGCUGUUAGAGUUAUGCUUUUGAAUUACACUCUUAUUAGCUUUCAUUCAUAUUGGGCUCAAUGCAUGCUUCUUCCAAAGACUGUUAUACAUAGAAUCAAUCAGCUUUCUCGUGCUUUUCUUUGGGGAGAGUCUACUACCCUUUCUAAGAGCCCCCUCUUGCUUGGAGUUAGGUGUGUACCCCUAAGUCUGUGGGAGGCCUGGGUGUUAGAGAUUGUGCUCUCUUGA